UGAAGAUAACCGGUUAUCAUACGCUGCCUUGUUUUGACCGUCUAAACGUCUUCGGUGGGAGUGGUGGGACCCACUCUCCGUCCCUCUAAAACUCCAAUGGUGUUGGUAGUCUCUGGACUCCUAACUUUUUCCCUCCCUUUUCUCAAUCUGUAUAUGUGUAUCAGCGUGUGUUCUGGUUUGGUGAAAGAGAAAUAAACUCCAUUCUUAUAUAGACAAAUACCGAACGAAACUCUCUCUAAAAACAUAUAUAUGUAUAUGUAUAUGUAUAUGUAUAUGUAUAAAUAAAACUUGAUCACUAUUUUGUGUCGUCAAAAAGGCUACAAAACAGAGUAAGAAAGUGCUUUCUCUCUCUACUGCUUCGGUCAGGAUUCUUUUUACCCCCAAUUAAUGGCUUCCUUGUUUCGGAGAAGGCAUUCUCAGAAUCAUCAAGAGGACGAUUCUUCACAACGGGAUGCAAAGAUCAAAGAGCUCAGGGCUGCUCUUGGACCCCUGUCUGGACGGAGCUUGCAGUUUUGUUCUGAUGCAUGCCUGAGAAGAUACUUGGUAGCCCGAAACUGGAAUAUUGACAAAUCAAAGAAAAUGUUAGAAGAGACGCUCAAAUGGAGAUCAACAUUUAAGCCGGAGGAAAUCCGUUGGCAUGAAGUAGAGCAUGAAGGUGUGACUGGCAAAGUGUCGAGAGCAAAUUUUCAUGAUCGACUUGGGAGGCCUGUUCUCAUAAUGAGGCCAGGAAUGCAGCUCACGAAAGCAGGAGAAGAUAAUGUCCGCCAUCUAGUCUAUCUUAUAGAGAAUGCCAUUCUUAACCUUCCUGAGGGUCAAGAACAAAUGUCGUGGCUGAUAGACUUCAACGGAUGGACAAUGAACACUAAUGUCCCCAUUAAAAUAGCUCGAGAAAUCAUUUACGUUUUACAGAAUCACUACCCUGAGAGACUUGCCAUAGUAGUUCUCUAUAGUCCACCGAGAAUUUUUCACGCAUUCUGGAAGGUUGUAAAGUACUUUGUGGACCCAAAAACAUUUCAGAAGGUCAAGUUUGUUUACCCCAACAACAAAGACAGUGAGGAGAUCAUGAAGUCCUUUUUUGAUGCUGAAAAUCUUCCGAGUGUGUUUGGAGGAAAAACCAGUUUGAAAUACGACCAUGAAGAGUUUUCGAGAAUGAUGGUGGAGGAUGAUGUGAAAACUGCUAAUUUCUGGGGAUUCGAUAAUAAGCCCUGCCAUGUUGCAAAUGGGCACUCGGGAGCAGACCUGAAUUCGGAGGCAAUGAGUCUAGCACCACCUGCAAGCUGAGUGAGUAAAAAUGCCGGCGACCGUGUAAAAAUCUACAGCAAUGUAGAACAUGAAAGUGGAUCAGACUAAUAGAGACUUGAUUAUCGAGUUUAAUAGGGACCGGAAAUGAUUUUUCCGUCCCUUGUUUUAGUGAAUGAACAUUUAUUUUCCGGUGCUUACGGCUAACUAUUUGGAGAAGUUGCCUUUUUCUUCUUCCUUUCCAUGUGCUACUAUUUGUAUGAUGUUUUCUACCACCUUUCAGAUGACAAAUUUGUAAUGAUUAAUUAGCUCCCAUAAAUAAAUCUCAUAGUUUAAAUUA
Messenger RNA from Cornus florida, 1579 nucleotides. Its product is annotated as CRAL-TRIO domain-containing protein C23B6.04c-like. Gene Ontology annotation, molecular function: phosphatidylinositol transfer activity. Bases 388 to 1281 code for a protein of 297 amino acids. The transcript is spliced from 6 exons. Lineage: Eukaryota; Viridiplantae; Streptophyta; Magnoliopsida; Cornales; Cornaceae. The record is from RefSeq and is a predicted model, not a curated record.